This is a messenger RNA of Candidula unifasciata, 1521 nucleotides long. NCBI's taxonomy places the organism in Eukaryota, Metazoa, Mollusca, Gastropoda, Stylommatophora, Geomitridae. The record is from the annotation of a GenBank genome assembly.
AUGCAGACUGACGUAACAUGCGUUUUAGUAUUGUUACUUCUUAGAAGAAUGAACGACCGCAUUUCAUACAAGUUUCGAUCAGCCUGUUUCGUGUUCAUUGUGAUGGCCUGGCAAGUGGGCAUGUCAAACAGUCAGAUAGAGAGUUGCAGCCAGCAAACCUGCCAACUGCCAGCAUGUAGAUGUCCCUCGCACAGCAUUCCUGGAAACUUGCAGCCAGAGAAUAUUCCACAGAUGAUACUGAUUGCAUUUGAUGACGCCGUCAAUUGGGAUAAUUGGCAAUAUUACUUAAGACUGUUUCCUCCAGAUGGCAGCCGAAAGAACCCCAAUGGCUGCCCUAUCUCGGCCACAUUCUUUGUCUCCAACAAUUUCACUGAUUAUUGUAUGGUAGGUAAGCUGCACGCCAGAGGGAUGGAGAUUGGCGAUCACAGUGUCACACACAAACUGCCCAGAUUGUGGUGGACAGACGCUGACCGCCCAGCGAUGGAAUACGAGGUUUUGACACAACGACGGAACCUGGCAGAGAAAGCAGACAUUCCUAUUGAAGAGAUUCGUGGUUGGAGAAGUCCAUUUCUACAGCCAGCAGGAGAUGACCUGUUCUCCGUCUUGCACGACAACAAUUUCACAUACGACGCCACAAUGACUUACUCGUUCCCAAAGAACCUUUACUCUCCAGUGCUGUGGCCGUUUACUCUAGACUACGGCUACACACUAGUAUGUAAUAUCGCCCGCUGUCCGCAGAAACGGUAUCCAGGUUUGUGGAUUCUGCCAGUGGUGGUUGUCAUGGACCACAGCGACCAGAAACCGUGUGCCUACGUGGAUGACUGCGCCAAUAAUCCCAGAGACAAAAACGAAGCAUAUCAGAUGUUAUGGAAGAAUUUUCUUAGAAACUACCACAGCAACCGAGCACCCCUUUACCUAAACCUGCACUCGCCCUGGCUCAACACAAAAUACCAGCUAGAAGCCAUGGAUGAGUUCAUACAGAAAAUGGUUUCUAUUGAUGAUGUGUAUGUCGUCACAAUCACACAGGCGCUACAAUGGCAAAUGAACCCAACACCACUGAACCAGCUGAAGAACUUCGAGAGUUUCAAAUGCCCUAAAUUCGCAUCCAAUGCUGAAAGUAAAAAGCUGUGUCAGUUUACCUUCAAACAUAAAACAGCCCCAGUAGCGAAAAACACCACAGAAGAAUACGAAGUUACAACACAGUUUCCAAGCCAAAAAUCAAAAACCCCAAUAAACAGCAAAUCUAAGCUUAAGCAAGGACACCAGAACAAGAUAAAACGCGGUCCCGAGAAGCCUUCCUCAUCGCCCAGCAACAACGAAAAGCAACACGACAAGACAGUCAAGAGCGAAGAAGCUUUCAAUUCACAUCAUGAGAACGACAUAGAUGAGCAAAGCAGCAUUCGUCAUCACCAUAAUUACAAAACUCACAAGCCGUGGUUUCUUAAGAGUACUGCGAUCAACUUCAGGCAGAGUUCCAUUUUCUUGUGUUUGGUGAUUUCUGUCCUUUUCCUAAUGAAGUAA